This is a messenger RNA of Aspergillus mulundensis, 942 nucleotides long. RefSeq lists its product as uncharacterized. The coding region runs from base 1 to 942 and encodes 313 amino acids. The transcript has 4 exons. Lineage: Eukaryota; Fungi; Ascomycota; Eurotiomycetes; Eurotiales; Aspergillaceae. The record is from RefSeq and is a predicted model, not a curated record.
AUGACUUCGUUUGAAUUGGAACCCGAAACUUUCUGCGUCAUCUCCCCCGCCUUCUCCCUCUUUCUCAUCCUUCGCCCUCCGAUUCUCACUCAAGCUGCCAACGUCUUCGACUUGUCAUCUAUCCGCGAAGCUCUCAUGCACAGCAAGCCCUUUUUCGACGGAUGGGUUGGCCGGCUCAUUGAGCUGGGUAACUCAGACCAGCCGUCCACAUGGCGAUUGGUAGAAAGACUGGGCGACAAGAACGAUCAGUUGUCGGCAGAAGAGCACAAUGUCGCCAGCGAGUCCAACAUCAGUUAUGGAAAGCCCAGUGCAGCAUAUGGUGCUUUUCGCUGUCAAAACACCAGCGAUCCCGACGACGUGGCCUUCAUGAAGAUCAUCAUGCAGAUUCCUUGGGCAGGGGCCGAGUUCGUUUCGAGUACCGAGCGUGCGAAGCAAGCCGAUAAUACAAAUCUUCCGCGCUAUGCGCAGUGGGAGAUCGAACCCCUCGAAAUCCUUACGAAGAACAACUGCCAGGCCGCCCCACACAUUAGGACACACAGGGAAACGGUACAAGAACAAAAUGAAAUGGUUCCUGGUGGCUUUAUUCAUUACAUUCUAAUGGAGCAUGCGCCCGGUGAUCGGUUGACUGAGGACAAGUUUUGGAACUAUCCCGAUGAUGAGCGUAACAAGAUACGCGAGGCCUUCAGGGUGGCUUGGGAGGAAUGUGUACGCGCUGGUGUCGUACCCUGCAUGGCUGCGCUUUGGCACCUGUUUUGGGAUUCCGAGUCCUCCAAAGUGUAUCUUGUUGGAUUUAACCACUCACAACCGGUGAGCUCCGACGAAGAUGACGGCAAAUGGGAAGACAAUGAGUGGAUUUACUGGGGUCUCGCUCAGUAUCCCGAUGAAGAAAAUUAUGCCCCAGAUGAGGGCCCGAAUGCCGACAAAUCGAAGUGGAUUCUAUAG